CGGUACCACAGUUCCCGUAACGGUCGAAACAUGCGUGGUUUGCUACUCGCUUCCUUAGCCCUCGCGCUAUUGCUCGGAGCGGCGUUACUCAAUGUCGCUGAUGCAGGGAAGGCACAUGCUCCGGGCCAACAGAAAAAGAAAAGCCCAAAGCCCAAGCCGUCUCCUUCGCCAAAGCAGAAGCCCAUGAACCCCUUCGCCAAGCUACCCCGAAACCGGUACGUCAUGUCGGCAGACACAUGCGCCCCCACCUGCCCCAUCAACACCGCCAAGCCGCUGUGCGCGCUCUUCGAGGACGCGGCCUACGCCCCCGCGGACGCCGGCGCCGCCGACUGCAGCACGCUCGUGUCCGAGUCCGGCCUGACCCAGAUCGCGGUGGCGGGCGGCCGCCUCACGGCGCAGCACGGCGCCGAUGCGCUGCUGUCCACCAUCUGGCCGCUAGAGGCGGAGGAUGAGGGCGUGGCGGUGGCGGCGGUGGCGCCGAACGGCAAGGGCAGCUGGGGCAUCAAGCUGGCAAACGGCACCACUGUGGAUGGGCCCGCCUACUUCAGUCGCGAGCUGGGCACCGGCUGCCUCAAGCCAAAGUUCGGCGGCGCGGCGGCGGGGCCGUUCUACCUGUUGGCGUACGAGGGCCAGGGACUGGAGGACAACACGCUCCGCCUGGUCAACGCCAAGCGCCAGCCGGUUUGGCGCAGCGGCUCCUGCGACGGCAGCAGCGGCGACGGCUCGCACUAAAGCAACACAGCAUCCGCCACACCGGGGCGUGUGCUCGACCAUCCGCUCCGCUCCAUCAACUCAUCAAUCAGACCAUGAACCGCCAGUCGGCCAGCGGUGAUGUAAGGACUUUCCAGGCCCUAAGCAAGAACGGUGCUUACCUCUACAUUAUAUGUGCGGACCUCAAGAAAGAGUGGUGGCUUCAUACCUAGUGCAAGCGGGAGUGCUCUUUAGCAGUGACAGCAGCCCCUGCUGUUGCGUGAUGUGUCUUACUAGGCGGAGUACCACCCCGUGAGCUUAGCGUCAUCCUAGGUCAUAGAGACGGCGCGCAUUUGGUACGGUGAGACACGCCGCUGUAGAGGUUGCAUCAAGGCGGGCUGGGUGUGACUGCUGCUCCCCUGCUGCCUAGCGUCUCGAUAGUUGCAUGGACAGUGGGCACAAGGUGACCGAUACACGCAAGCGACUACUCUAUCUUUAUGUUUUUCUGACUCGUGACCACUGAAGCACAGACAGGCGCAGAGAGCUGGUUGUGUUUCCUCUGCCGCCACGCAUCGGAUUGCCUAUGACACGGAUAUAGUGCCUUCCUACGCCUUGCUUCUUGCUUGAUGAGGUUGCCCUUCAUUGCGUUAUAACAUUCAUGCAUACGCGUUUUGCAAGCGGUCAUCAGGGUUGGCUCAUUGGCUGGCUGGUUGCGAGGCGUCGACCUUGUCUGGUGUGUGUGUGUGUGUGGUUUGCCCCAGUUGCCGCUUGGCCUUGAAGGAAAUCAAGCGGAGGCACAUCCCCGCUGGUUGGCUCCGCACUGCGACUCCCACUGCAAUACAUGCGCUCUGUAACGUUAUCCAUUC
This is a messenger RNA of Chlamydomonas reinhardtii, 1556 nucleotides long. RefSeq lists its product as uncharacterized. The record is from RefSeq and is a predicted model, not a curated record. The coding region runs from base 31 to 732 and encodes 233 amino acids. Lineage: Eukaryota; Viridiplantae; Chlorophyta; Chlorophyceae; Chlamydomonadales; Chlamydomonadaceae. The transcript is spliced from 6 exons.